CAUCGGACAUGCAAGCAGAAAACUAAGACGCAGAGCGCGCUGCUAAAUCUCUCCAAAUACAGUGAAAUGGCAGAAGCCAAUAUUUCAGUGGAUCUGGACCAGUUCAGCUGUUCAGUGUGUCUGGAUCUACUGAAGGAUCCAGUGACGAUUCCCUGUGGACACAGUUACUGUAUGAUCUGCAUUACAAACUACUGGAAUCAGGACGAUCAGAAGGGAAUCUACAGAUGCCCUUUAUGCAAACAAAUUUUCACAACAAGACCAGUUUUAGGAAAAAAUGUGGUGUUUGCUGAAAUGGUGGAGGAACUGAAGAAGACUAGACUCCAAGCUGCUGGUCCUGCAGUUCAUCACGCUGGAUCUGAAGAUGUUCAGUGCGACUCCUGCACUGAAAUUAAACAGAGAGCAGGGAAAUCAUGUCUGGAGUGUCGAAGCUCUUACUGUCAAAAUCAUCUUGAACAGCAUGAGAAUCUCUUCAGAGGUAAAAAACAUAAUCUGAUUGAUGCCAAUAGAUGCCUCCAGGAGAUGAUCUGCCCUCGACAUAACAAAAUGCUGAAAAUGUACUGCCGUACUGACCAGCGCUGUAUCUGUAUGCUGUGUUUGGUGGAUGAACACAAAAAUCAUGACACUGUAUCAAAUUCAGCAGAACGGGGGCCCAAACCCCCGGCCCCCACAACCAUAUUUGAGGUGGGGGGGCCCAAACCCCCAGCUCCCGUAAGCAUAUUUGAGAUAGUGGGACCCAAACCCCCAGCCUCUGCAAGCAUAUUUGAGAUGGUGGGGCCCAAUCCCUCAGCCCCCACAAGUAUAUUUGAGGUGAGGGGGCCCAAACCCACGACCCCUGCAAGCAUAUUUGGGGUGGGUGGAACCAAACCACCAGCCCCCGCAAGCAUAUUUGAGGUGAGGGGGACCAAACCACCGGCCCCCGCAAGCAUAUUUGAGAUGAGGGGACCCAAACCCCCGGCCACCGCAAGCAUAUUUGAGGUGAGGGGACCCAAACCCCCGGCCCCCGGAAGCAUAUUUGAGGUGAAGGGACCCAAACCCCUGGCCCCCGCAAGCAUAUUUGAGAUGGAGGGGCCCAAACCUUCAGCCUCUGCAAGUAUAUUUGACGUGGGGGGACCCAAACCACCGGCCCCUGUAAGCAUAUUUGAGGUGGGGGGACCCAAAACCCCAGCCCCCGCCCCUGUAAGCAUAUAUGGGGUGGGGGGGACAAAACCACCGGCCCCCACCCCUGCAAGCAUAUUUGAAAUGGUGGGGCCCAAACCCCCACCCCCUGCAAGCAUAUUUAAGGUGGGGGGGGCCAAGCCCCCAGCCCCCGCAAGCAUAUUUGAGGUGAGGGGGCCCAAACCCCCAGCCCCCACAAGCAUAUUUGAGGUGAGGGGGCCCAAACCCCCAGCCCCCACAAGCAUAUUUGAGGUGGGGGGACCCAAACCCCGAACACCUGUAAGCAUAUUUGAGUUGAGGGGCCCUAAAAGCCCGGCCCCACGAAGCAUAUUUGAGGUGGUGGGGCCCAAAACAUCAGCCCCCAUAAGCAUAUUUGAGGUGGGGGGACCCAAACCACCAGUCCCCGCCCCCGUAAGCAUAUUUGAGGUGAGGGGCCCCAAAAGCCCGGCCCCCCCAAGCAUAUUUGAGGUGGUGGGGCCCAAAACGCCUGCCCCUGCAAGCAUAUUUGAGGUGGGGGGACCCAAACCCCCGCCCCCCGUAAGCAUAUUUGAGGUGAGGGGCCCCAAAACACCUGCCCCUGCAAGCAUAUUUGAGGUGGGUGGACCUAAACCCCGGCCCCCGUAAGCAUAUUUGAGGUAGUGGGACUCAAACCCCUGGCCCCCACAAGCAUAUUUGAGGUGGGGGGCCCAAACCACCGCCGCCGUAAGCAUAUUUGAGGUGGGAGGGCCCAAACCUCCGGUCCCUGUAAGCAUAUUUGAGGUGGGGGGACCGAAACUCCCGCCCCGUAAGCAUAAUUGAGGUGGGGGGACCCAAAACCCCAGCCCCCACAAGUAUAUUUGAGGUGGGGGGGACCCAAAUCCCCGGCACCCACAAGCAUAUUUGAGGUGAGGGGCCCAAACCACCAGUCCCCGCCCCCGUAAGCAUAUUUGAAGUGGGGGGACCCAAACCCCGACCCCAUAAGCAAAUUUGAGGUAGUGGGACCCAAACCACCGCCGCCAUAAGCAUAUUUGAGGUGGGAGGGCCCAAACCUCCAGACCCCGUAAGCAUAUUUGAGCUGGGGGGACCGAAACUCCCGGCCUGUAAGCAUAAUUGGGGUGGGCCCAAAAGCAGUUGUGACUGAAGAAGUGCGCAGCUUAGAGGGAACAUUGCCCGUAAGCAUAUUUGAGGUGGGGGGACCGAAACUCCCGGCCUGUAAGCAUAAUUGGGGUGGGCCCAAAACCCCAGCCCCCGCAAGCAUAUUUAAGGUGAGGGGCCCCAAAAACCUGGCCCCCGCAAGCAUAUUUGCGGUGAGGGGGCCCAAACUACCAGCCCCACCCCUGUAAGCAUAUUUGAUGCGGGUGGACUCAAACCACCGCCCCCCGUAAGCAAAGUUCCCUAUAAUUUUUUUUCUUGCUGAGCAAAGCUUUUCUCUGUUGGGUGGACAUUUUGGCCACCUUAGCAAACACAUUCUUUAUAUCAGACCUGUACAGCGCGCACAAAAAAAAGUGUGUAACUUUUAAUGUGCUAUUUACACUUGA
This is a messenger RNA of Sinocyclocheilus grahami, 2672 nucleotides long. RefSeq names its product basic proline-rich protein-like. The coding region runs from base 67 to 1779 and encodes 570 amino acids. The transcript has 3 exons. The record is from RefSeq and is a predicted model, not a curated record. Gene Ontology annotation, molecular function: zinc ion binding. NCBI's taxonomy places the organism in Eukaryota, Metazoa, Chordata, Actinopteri, Cypriniformes, Cyprinidae.